This is a messenger RNA of Coniophora puteana RWD-64-598 SS2, 4243 nucleotides long. Its product is annotated as acetyl-CoA synthetase-like protein. The coding region runs from base 45 to 4046 and encodes 1333 amino acids. The record is from RefSeq and is a predicted model, not a curated record. NCBI's taxonomy places the organism in Eukaryota, Fungi, Basidiomycota, Agaricomycetes, Boletales, Coniophoraceae. Gene Ontology annotation, molecular function: phosphopantetheine binding. The transcript has 11 exons.
GCAACUCCUUUACACUCUCCUCUUCCACACUUUGAACCAUCAACAUGCUCGUCAAGGAUUCCUUUGGUGCCGGAACGACCAAUGUGUCGAUCAACUGCGACGAUGAAAUCUCCGGUCUAGAGAGGAUUAUGCUUGCUGCCAGAGGCGACCUUCAGAGGCUCCUCAGCUGCUUCUUGGCCCAGCCCAUCACUGUUAUCCCUAUAUACACUCAGGCGUCGCCCCGAGUCCAGCCCGCGUCGCUACAGACGCCUAUCACCCAGGAACGUGAAGUGCACCUCAUGGUCGAUUCAAAGCUGGCCUGCAUUGCAACUUCCACCGUGACCAUCACCACCCCUUUCGUGGAGGGUCUCGUGCUCGACCGCAAAUUCGCCAUUGGGCAGACGUUCGCGGAGCUGGGCAGGAAGCCGACGUUCAACCUCUUGUCGGUGAGCACCAAUGUCGUCAACGGCAUGCGCGAGCUUCGCCGCACAUACACCCUCGAGACCGAGGGCUACUUCUGCAACAUCACCGAGGUCUUCCCCGACCGCCGCAUGUUCGAGUUCGGGGAAGCAUGGCUUCAGAUCAAGGACGCCAAGACUGUCGUCGUACCUGCUGCAACUGAGCCCGAGCCGACGCCUGCUGCCGCAGAUGAGGAGUCCACAGACGAAGAGACCUCGGAGCCGAAGAAGGUCGAUCGGUUCUUCAAGCACACGCCCCAUUCAAUCGUAGACACGCCCACCCUGAACGCAGUGCUCGACAAGCAAGCGGCCAACCCUGCCGUCGCGGACCACGCAUUCGCUGCUUAUCCCGCCAUUCCCGCCGACCCGGUCGCGCCCAUCUCAUACACCGAGGUCACGUAUCGGGCUUUUGCCAAGAUGGUCGACUACCAGGCCUCGGUUCUCUCCGCCCGGCUGAAGGAUACGGUGCUUGCAUGCAAGGAUGGGUGCGACGCGUCAGAGGCACCCACGGUUGCGUUACUUUUCGAGAGCGGGUUCCAUCUUGCCGUUUUGGUGAUGGCGACGAUGAAGCUUAAUGCGACGGCGUUCCUGCUGGCGCCUGCGAACUCUGAAGCCGCCGUUGCGCAUUUGCUCAAGUCGUGCAAGGUUACCGCUGUGUUGCACGCCCCCGACCAUGCCGAGAAGGUCGCUGCCGCGGCAGCGUUGAUGAAUAUCCCUUCGUUCGCAGUUGAAGUGGCAAAUUGCGUCAAGCCUGCGCCUGCAGAGCACUCCCUCGAUGCGAGAGAGCUCUUGCAUCCUACGCACCCCGCGAUUCCUAUCAUCGUCCACAGCUCCGGGUCCACGGAGUUCCCCAAGCCUGUGCGCUGGUCGAACGAGAGCUUCCUCAGCAACAGCCAAGUUAUGCUCACGGACGGUGGUUGGUCGGCCUUUGCCAACCCAGGAAACAGGUUCCUGUGCCUUGGUCCUCUAUUCCACACGCUCGGAUUGACCAUUGGGCUGGGUGGCGCGAUCUGCGAGGGGAGCACGAUUGUGUUCCCCCUGACGCGCUCGUGGCCCGUCUCGACAGCCGACCUCAUUCGCUCGCUGCGCCUCGCUAAUGUCAAGACGUGCGUCAUCGUGCCGCUCAUGCUCGAGCAGGUCACGGAGGCGCUCGAGAAUGAGAAGACGGAGAACCCAUUCGACUGUCUCGCCAGCCUCGACCUUCUCAUCGUGGGUGGUGCACAUUGCCCGGACAAGCUCGCGCGCAACCUCGUUUCGCGCGGCGUGAACCUCAAGAACAUCUACGGCUCGUCCGAGACGGGCCACCUCAUGGUCGGCGACCACACGCGGUCCGCUCAUGACGACUUCGACUCGUGGUACUCAGUCCGCCCGUUCCCGCACACGAGCAUGGUGUUCAAACCCGUCGAGUCGAGCGACGGUACCACCGAAAACAGCAACUAUUAUCAGGUACACCUCUCGGGGGACGACGUGCGCAUGGCACCUGGCGUGCUCAAGCCCGGCGAGGAGACGUGGAACACGGGCGACGUCGUACAGGAGUGCCCGCCCGGCUCGGGGUGGUAUAAGCUGAUGUAUCGGGACGAUGAUAUUCUCGUGCAUGUUAGCGGUGAGAAGACGAACCCGGUACCGAUGGAGACGUUCUGCCGCGAGACGCGCCUCAUCCAGUGCAUUGCCAUCUUCGGGCACCAACAACGUGUCACGUCGGCGAUCGUGCAGCUGAACAAGGCGAAAGCACUUGAGCUCACCGAGGAGGAGCGCGUCGAGGCUGUGCACAAGCUCAUUCGGGAGGCGAACCAGGAUGCGCCGAGCCACUCGAGGCUGCUUGAGGAUAUGGUUAUGAUUCUGCCCCUGGACUAUCCCAAGGAGAUUCCUCGUACCAACAAGGGCAACUGCAUCCGCAAGAAAGCUCUCGUCAUCUUUCAAGAUGAGAUCGACGCGCUCUACCGCAACUUCGAGGACGACGGCGCUUCUACCGACUCGGAGCCGGAAUCCUCCUCUUCAACUCUGGCAGCUUCCGAUGCCGAGAUCGCGAGCAAGGUUCGCACCGUGAUUGCCAAGACGGCCUCUGCCCUCCCCGCAUCGUUCGACCCCGCCAAAAGCCUGUUCGAGCUUGGGCUUGACUCUGUCACCGCGAUGGCGCUACGCAAGGCGCUUUCCAAGGCGUUCGACAUCAAGCUCUCCUCGCAGUUCGUCUACCAGAACGCGUCUCUUGACGCGCUGAGCACCGCUAUCUACGCGAUCGUCGCAUCGCGCUCCGUUACCCCCUCCGGUGGCAAGCCCGUCUCCACAGCACCUGCCGUGGUUGCACCUGCGGGCCCCAGCCGUGGAGAGACGCUGGCGUCGCUGAUCCAACGCCAGAUCGAGCACGUGCGCAUCGCUGCGCCUGCUGUGCUCGCGAGCCGCAACACGCCGCAAGAGCCCGCGCAGGCGGGCGAGGUCGUCGCUGUGGUCGGCGCCGGUGGCUCACUGGGCAUCUGGCAGGUCAAGGCGCUCCUCGACCGCGCCGAUGUGCGUCGUGUGGUGUGUAUGCUCCGCGCGAAGGACGUCGGUGCCGCAUGGGACAAGGUCGAGGCUGCAUUUGAGAAGGCCGAGCUUGGUGGUCUUGCGGGGCAGUGCAAGGCGUGGAAGGAGGCACAGCUGGCGAGUCGGGGUCCGGCGGUCAAGACUGCGCAGCCACUCGUAGUCCUGCCGUUUGAUCUUGCGAACCCCUACCUCGCUCAGGAAGAGUAUCUGGCGCUUGCUACGGACCUGACGGCUAUCAUCCACACGGCGUGGAAAAUGGACUUCAACCAGGUCGUUGGCGAGUUCGAGCGGGAUUGCUUGAGCGGCACUACUCAGCUUCUGCUCCUGUCUUCGUUCAUGAAGCCCAAGCAGUUCUUCUUUGUCUCGAGCAUUGGAGUAGUGAUGGAAUCGAAGGAGUCGCCUGCACCCGAGACUUUGCCGCCAUGGACGAAGGACCAGUACAUCCCUGCCUCCCAGCACGGGUACAGCGAGUCCAAGUUUGUCUGCGAGUACGUGAUCGAGGCGGCCUCCAAGCUUCUCAACAUCUCCUGCUCCAUGGCUCGUAUUGGACAGAUCUCGGGUGACACCCAGUCUGGCGUCUGGAAGACGGCAGAGAUGAACCCAAGCAUCAUUGCAGGCAGCGCCCGGAUCGGCAAGUUCCCCUCCGCCCCGCAAUGCCCGCUCGACUGGACGCCCGUCGACUAUGUCGCGUUCUCGACGGUCGACCUCACCCUCCAGCAGCGCCCCCUCGGCUCGUCAUCGGUGUUCCACAUCUCAAACCCGCACGCGGCGACGUAUGACGACAUGGCGCGCUGCCUGCGCUCGACGGGCAUCGCCCUCGAGUCGGUGCCACUGCAGGAGUGGUGGAAUGCGAUCCUCGCAGACGAGGGCAACCCGUGCCUCCAGAUGGAGGGAUACAUCGAGGAAUCGUUCGUCAAGGCACAAACGGAACUCGUCGCCAAGGGCGAGAAGGCGUUGAUACUCGAGAUCAGCAAGACGCUUGAGAGUGCGCCGAGCUCGUUGGGCAAGUGCCCGCCGUUGGACGAGGGCCUGUGGAGCAAGUACGUGUCGUAUUGGCGGGAGGUCGGGUUUAUCGCGAAGUCGAACUAAGUCGGCCCGAUUGGGUGACUCAACUUGAUUUGUUCUUGUCAUCGCAUCGCAUCGCAUUUAUUUUUAUUUUAUCUAUUUUCACUGGGAAGUCUUGCAUGCGACAUAGGACGGUUCACUUUCAAUCUUCAUUUAUCCCAUGUCUAUCAAUCAUACCAGAUCAAUGUCACUAUAUAACAAUGUACUAAUAGUAGAGCGUC